Ilyonectria robusta is the source of this 1945-nucleotide messenger RNA. RefSeq names its product catalase-like domain-containing protein. Gene Ontology annotation, biological process: response to hydrogen peroxide; hydrogen peroxide catabolic process. Lineage: Eukaryota; Fungi; Ascomycota; Sordariomycetes; Hypocreales; Nectriaceae. The transcript has 10 exons. The record is from RefSeq and is a predicted model, not a curated record. The coding region runs from base 73 to 1842 and encodes 589 amino acids. Gene Ontology annotation, molecular function: catalase activity; heme binding. Gene Ontology annotation, cellular component: mitochondrion; peroxisome; cytoplasm.
AAAGCAUACUCUUUGCAACCUCAUUCAAGAACCUCAACCCAGAAUCACAUCUCAACCUCCCUCUUAACAUCAAUGAUGUCGGAUAUGUCGAGUCAGACCAUUCUCCCAGAAAGGCCCAUCGCGGCUCAAAGCCGAGGUGACCAUACCAUGGCAAGCACUAACGCAGGAAGACUUGACGUGCCAGCUCCGCAGGCCGAUACUAAACGGGUCUUCACCUUGUCCAAUGGUUGCCCGAUCCGAGAUCCGCUAUUAGGUGAGCAAGUCGAGAAGCCAGGCCAAAACCGAUACGCCUCGCAGCUCAUGCAGGAUCUCAAUCUGAUCGACACACUUUCCCAUGUAACCCGAGAACGCAUUCCGGAGAGAUAUGUCCAUGCCAAAGGAGUGGGCGCUUUUGGUGAAUUCGAGCUUACUACCCCUGAUCUCAAGAAGUACACCGAUGCCAAGUUUCUUCACCAGACUGGCGUCAAUAAGAAGACUCGGCUCUUCGCUCGAUUCUCUACGGUCGCCGGGGAACGAGGCUACCCAGACACAGUUAGAGACACAAAAGGGGCGGCCUUCAAGCUCUACACCGAGGAGGGGAACCUGGACUGGGCGUUUUUGAAUCCGGACAUCUUCUUCAUCAGAGACCCCGUCAAGUUCCCUAGUCUUUCCCACUCUACGAAGCGCGAUCCGGCAACCAACUUGCCCGAUCCAAACAUGUUCUGGGACUACUUCAACAAUCAUCCCGAAGGUUACAACGCCUUGAUGAGGAUCUUCAGUGACGAAGGGACGCCCAAGUCCUAUUCAAGAAUGAAGAUAUCCAGUGUCAACACGUACACAUUUACUAAAAAGAACCCGGACACUAACACCUGGACCUCAACCUUUGUGAAGCUGAGGCUUGUCCCCGAUCCUGAGCCUGAUCAGGAUAAAGACUAUUUCUCACUUGAUGAGGCGGCGACGAUGGCCGGUAAAGAUCCGGAUUAUCUGACGCGUCGACUAUAUGAUGAGAUCAACUCUAAUAACAAGCCUACCUGGAAUGUUUAUGCCCAGAUUAUCGACCCAACCAAGCAGGGUGAUGGUUAUUACAACAUCUUCGAUGCUACCAAAGUCGUUCCCGACUCCCAAUGCACCGAGGUGAUCAAAAUCGGAAAGAUCACAUUGAAUGAGAACCCUCAAAACUUCUUUUCCCAAGUCGAACAAGCAGCGUUCAAUCCUGCAAAUGUCGUACCAGGCUGGGACAUAUCUCCAGAUCCAGUGCUCACAAUUCGCCUAUUCAUGUACGGCGAUACUCAGAGAUAUCGCCUGGGUGUCAACAAUGACCAACUUCCCACCAACAAGCCUGCCGACAAUGUGAAAGUCUGGACGCCAACUAGACGAGACGGAGCGCACAACAUCAACAAUUACGGGAAUGCACGGAACUAUCUCCGAAAGGAUGAGAGCCAAGAACCAGAGCACUACAACGCCAGCUACCUGAACUGGGAGGGCCGGGUGGUCAGGUUCAAGAGCGAAGUUGACGACCAGGACUGGCAGCAGUGCGCAGAUCAUUGGAAACAGCUAAGCAAUAUGCAGAAGAACCAUUUCAUUACGAAUGUCGCGAGUUCGCUGUCAACAGCCUCUGUCGUGGUGCAAGGUCAAACCACAGAGAUUUUCAAGAAGAUUUGGACGGUCGCUGACUCGGAGCAUGCCGAUAUGUUGGUUGAUAUGCUCAAGCAGGCUCUUGAGCGUCUACAGAAGCAGAAUGCAACACACCAACACAAGCCUGGCGUUAUUGCAGGGGGAGAAGAGGGAGGCGUGAUCAAUUAUAUCCCUCCUCCAGUUCCUAACCCGGCAACUGGCUCCCAAGAGGUUUACAACAGUCUGUGAACAAGAUAUUUCGUCAACGAUGUAUUUACUCAGUUCUAGUCGCUCAUACUUCUGCCGCAAUGUUACGUUCUUCUUGAGAUUGCCAGUGAAGAUUUCGUCAAGC